CAACACGCUCUCACACGCUUCCAUAUUUGUACAAUCCACCAUUGACAUAAAUUCCAAGUUUCGGCUCUUAACUUGUUUCAUCGAUGUCUGUAUAAGCAAACGCGAAUAUUGACGAAAAAAUUUAACAACUUUUUUAGCUAAUUAUACCAAUACACGCGUAAAUAUGGACGAAAAGACGGAGCCGACGGAGCCGACGGAGCUGACUGCGGAACCGACUGUGGAAUUGUCGGACGCAAAAAAAACGUACGUAUGGAAAGCGAAAUUGGCGCUUGAAGCGUACCGAUUCGACGACAUGGCCAAAUUCAUGGGAUUGGUCGUAAGGACGGGCUUACCGAUGACCAAGGACGAGGACAACAUGUUGGCCGUAGCAUACAAGCGGACGCUGGACGCCAAGCGCAUGUCCAGGCAAACGCUGAUGACGAUUAUCGAACGGUCGGACGAUCGGUGGAAGGUGGACGUGGCCCGCCAGUAUCGGGACGAGGUGGGUAAAGAGCUCCGAGCCCAGUGCAAUGAGAUGCUGUCCGUCAUCAACAGUCGGCUGUCGAGCUCUAAACCCUCUGGGGUGUCCACUUUGGACCCAGCUACCAACGUGUUCUACUGGAAGCUGUAUGGCGACUAUAACCGUUACGCAGCCGAAGUCGCUGUGGACACGGCCGAUCGGGACCAGGUGGUAGACCAAUCGCGGACCGCCUACGAACUAGCGGACGAGCUGGGGCGACAUGCCCUGCAGCCUAUCGAUCCCAUUCGAUUAGGACUGAUGCUCAAUUAUUCCGUGUUCUUGUACCAGGUGUGCAACGAACGUAAACGCGGGCACGACGUCGCGAAACGAGCGUUCGACGAUGCUGUGGCCGAACUAGAUUCAAUUGACCACACGAGCGACGAUAUUACUCUUAUACUGAGGCUCAUCCGUGACAACCUCGGUAUAUGGAUCAACGAAAACGGUGGCUCUUCAUUUGAUACGACCGAAGUUUCGGCUAUGACGUCGCCGUCAUCGUGACGAUAAAUUGUCGAAUAUGAUACUCGCAUCACCAAUUAUAACUUAAUCGUUAAAUUACCUACUGAAUUGUUUUAUUCUUCUAACUAAACCGUAGUUUACAGCACACCGCAAUAUCGUACAAGGUAGGUGCCGAGACGAGUUAGGGAUUGCAAAAUAUUAAACUACCGCUUUAUUGACCGAUGAAAUAUAAACCACGAGACCGGACCGUUUUGAAAUAUUUAAAGACCCGACCGAACCGCGAAUAGGGUUUUUUUUAUCGUCUGAAGAUUUGCAAGUUUAUCAAACUCCAAGUUUACUAAAAAGACAUGAAAAAGCAUAUAAGUUCUACUAAACAGCCCCCAAGCUGCGCCUUUGCCUGAAAUGUUUUAUUUUUAAACUAAUGCUCAGCAUCAAAAGUAAAAUAAAAUUGAGUAGGGUAAAUUAUUAUAUUUUUAUUCAUAAAAAAGCAAUAUUGAAAAAUAAAUCUAGAAAGUAUUAUCAUCUAAAUAUCUCAUUUUAGUUGAUUUAUUAUUUAUUAUCCAUCAAC
Cinara cedri is the source of this 1523-nucleotide messenger RNA. The record is from the annotation of a GenBank genome assembly. Lineage: Eukaryota; Metazoa; Arthropoda; Insecta; Hemiptera; Aphididae.